Molecule: messenger RNA, 3626 nt
Organism: Exophiala xenobiotica
Lineage: Eukaryota; Fungi; Ascomycota; Eurotiomycetes; Chaetothyriales; Herpotrichiellaceae
Exons: 2
Coding region: 501-3275 (924 amino acids)
Biological process (GO): fungal-type cell wall biogenesis; transmembrane transport
Source: RefSeq, a predicted model, not a curated record
AACCAUACUUUCACAAUACCCACCGUCACUCCUCCCACACUCUGUCCUUUAGAAGUGAUCGCAAAACCUGCAUCCCUCCCGUGCAAAUCCUACGACCUUCAUUCAAGAAGGAGAUCGACUGCCUUGGACGAUUCGCAGUCGCUCGAGAUCAGCCCGUCGUUUCCGAACUUGCCGUAGUCUCAGCGUCCUUUAUGCCAAUGCAUCCACUGCUACCCUACCAGAAUCGACACUCUCCGAUGGCAAAGCCUUGAAAUGUGUUAAGAAGAGUCUGGAGGAAGAGCGAGGAGUUAUUCUGCACAAAUCUGCACAUAAUUCACAAAUAAUCUUUAAUCCAAGAGGCUGGUACUCUGCCUGCGCCAUCAACAUCACUUUGGGCCCAUCUCCGCUGGCCACCACGGUAUAUCCAGUCAAACCAGUCACCCAACCUCCUCCGACGCAGCCUACCUGCAAAGCUCUCAGUCAAGAAUCCUCCCGUGAGCCUGGUGCCAGCCUGCGGUACCAUGGCGUCGGUGCGCUCACAGACACUUUUCUCCUGGUUCACGGUGUGGUCAAUAUUGGUGACACUUCUCUCGCUCAGUACGCCAGCUGCAGCAGACAACGUCACCUGGAUAAAAUACACUGGCAAUGACGGGACAAUAUGGCUCAAGGACGACCGAAGGCCGGCCUUGUACACUCGGGAUUUUGGGGAUUGUCAGGGCGACUCCCUCAUCAAUGUUACUCGCUUCGACGCCGCAUACUACAAGGAUAAUAUGACCGUUUUGUUCCACUUGGAAGGUAGUUCCGCAUUGACAAAUGAGAGCCUGAUGAUGUACAUUGGUGUCUUUGCCUAUGGAGAGUCUCGUUUUAAUUUAACAUUCAACCCCUGCAGCGCCAACAUCGACAGUCUUUGCCCCCUCAACUCGUCAAUUCCGAUCUCAGCAAACGGUAUCAUCCCCAUAGCCCAGGCAGAUGUGGCCACUAUUCCGGCGAUCGCUGUUACAAUACCCGAUUUCGAGGGGCAAGCAAUCCUCCGAAUCUUUGCCAAUUCCACGCAGUCACAGAUCGCCUGUUUUUCGGCUGUGGUAACAAACGGAGCUACCUUUGCCCAUGCGUCGGCCGUCGGUCCGAUCUUGGGCGUCUUCGCUGUGAUUGCUGUGAUCUCAUCUGUUGCUGUGGCUAUUUACGGUCAGAACAUCCCAGAAACCCGAAAGCACUAUGCACAUUCCAUCUCAGUGUUCGUGGUCUUCUCUGUCUAUCAUCACAUUUUCUUUACCGGAGCAUUGUCGAUGAACUGGCCGAGUGUCCUGGUCGCGUUCUGGAGCAACUAUGCAUGGUCCGCUGGUAUGAUAUACAGCCAGAGAAUGCAGAACUCGAUCAACCAAUUCAUCGGCAGCAACACUGGAAACAUCAGCGUGGUUGGUGCUGCUCCCAACGGCGAAAACGCGAUUGGCCUGGGAGGAGGGUAUCAGAUUUCACAGAUCUACAAACGAGCCGCCUCACUCCCCUUCGAGCCUCACGAGGGUACAGGUGUGACAUUCAGACCUAACGAACUGGAGCAUGUGCUCAAGAGAAGAGCUUUGGCAAAUUCGACCGAUGGGUACUCGUGGUAUGGCACCCCUGUCAAGCCUGGCUUGCCUUUGCCGGGAAAUUUCUCUGGCUUUGCUGGGACACUAGCCGAGUUGGAUAUUCCAGCGUCCAAUGCUUUCUUGACGGGAUUGCUAUGGUUCCUCAUCUUGAUGGCUUGCCUACUUGGCACCAUGUUCGUGCUCAAAUGGGGAGUUGAGGCUCUGGCUGCAAUGCGCGUGGUCAAAACCAAUCGCCUGGGUUACUUCAGAAAACACUGGCUCCGGUUCGCCGGUGCUGCCGUCUUAAGGACCUGCUACAUUGCUUUCUUCAUGAUGAUGUUGUUGACCAUGUUCCAAUUCACUUUUGGCGGAUCCAGCGGUGUCAAGGCUAUUGCGGCGGUUGUCUUUGCGGUUUUACUUGUCGGAAUGUUAGCUAUUUGUGGCCUCGCGCUUUGGUACAGAACCAAACUGGAAGCAUUGCCUGAGGUCGCCGGGCAGGACUCACAAGGGGCAGUCGAUCAUGAAAAGAAGACACAUUCCGCCUGGUACAAGAUCAGCCGCAGCAGAACACAUCCCAACCAGAGCGCCGAAGGCGAAGCCAGGCCAUCGACUUGGCUGCAGCGCCACUUUCCAGUUCUCAAUUCUGGCCGAGUCCACGUACAUGACGAUCCUAACUACACUACCAAGUUUGGCUGGUUAUCCUCGCGAUUCCGCCGCAGCAAAUGGUGGUUCUUCUCAUUCUGGUCAAUCUACGAAUUCGUCAGGGCCGCUUUCUACGGUGGCGCCGCUGGACGUGCUCUUACUCAGGUAUUCGGCCUUUUGGCGUGGGAGAUUAUCGCAUUGGUGGCCAUUGUUCUGAUGAGGCCGUUUGAGAGCAAUCGUUUGAACCUGCUGAUGGUGUAUCUCCUCGGUUUCAGCAAAGUUGCCACGGUCGCUUUGUCUUCGGCAUUUGACACUCGGUUCGGCCUCGAUCGGAUCAUGACGACCGUGAUUGGUGUGAUUAUCAUCGUCAUUCAAGGCAUCCUCACCAUUUGUUUGAUGCUCGCCAUUAUUCUGGGCUCUAUUUCGAGUUAUAUGUCGAUCACUCGGUACCGUGAAACCAUCAAGCCUCGAUCCUGGUUGAAGCCUAGAACACGGUAUUUUGCACACGUUGACCGCAAGGCCACUGAUCGACCGAAGCCUCGGCCGCCUCCACCACCACCGGAGCCUGAAGCUCCUAAAGAGCCUUAUUUCUCGGUGUCAGCUGUGCGACGAGAGCCAAAAAUUGAAGAUGAGGGUCAAGAUAAGGAGAAUCUCGAUGGUCCUGGUUCUCACAGAGCUUCGAUGGAUCCAGUUCAUGGGGCUUACGGUCAAGGUCCAGCCUCUCGAACCCAGUCUAUGCGAUCUCGGACUAGUAUGUCGAACGUGCCUUAUGGUGCAAGGGUACAUCGCACGAGCUGGAGCAUGAGAGACUUCCAGGAUAUGGGCAUUGAACAGGGAUCCACACCUACGCAAUCCCGCAUGAGUGUCGACAGCAUGCAUGAUGUGGCCAAUCGACAUCGAGCGUCAAGUCUGAGAGGACCAUCACGAAGUGGCGCCGUUAAUGAAAGCUCUGACACAAUUCCCAGCGGACUGAAUGGGCAGCCUCUACUAAGUAGGCACAAACGAGUUGCUUCAAUGCCAGGCGGGCCAAAGCGAAACAGUUCCGUCGUGAACGAAGAAAAGGAGAACGGCCCAGUGGAAGAGGUCUGAACAGUCCAGCCCACAGCAAAAACGACGUACAUACACGACGAUUACUUUUAACGACAUCCAUGAGCAUAAUUCCUAGUUCUGGAGGCCUGCUGCCGGAAUACCUUGGGCGGCAGCAGCUACGACAUAUACGGUGAUCUGUUUUAGGAGCGAGCAUGCAUUGUUACGGCGCAUAUAUCUUCGGCAUGUCUUGCAUGCUCAACGAUGGCAGGGCUAGAUCGACUUUCAUCACGAAGAGAGCUCUCGCACUAUCUUUGUUGGCGAAUGCUUUCAUGGGAGUAGAACAAGUACAUAUGAGACAGCAUUCAAUUGUCAUAUGGAGACACGACACAUUGACCACACAAUCACCAUUCU